CCGGGUAUGUGACGUCACAAAGCUCACAUGAUCUAUUUAAAAUAUUUGUGUACAAAUGACAAGGAGGACUUCAAACUCUAAAGUUUACAUUUGAUAUUACAGGAAAGAGUGAGACCAGCCAAACCAAUGAAGCGUGCUGAAGCCGGGGCAGCCCCGGUACAGGUCCCGUCGUAUGGAGCUAGUUAUCCGGUUUCCCACCAUGUCGUCCAGAAUCCAAUGAGAACAUUUCAACAGAAGUCCAUAGUGGAGGCAUACGUCCUUCACUUUGCUCUAGGACUAGUUGGCGCCCAUCAUUUCUACCUGAACAGACCCGGAUGGGGAAUUCUUUAUUUCUUUACCUUCGGUUUGUUAGGGGUCGGCUACAUCGUAGAUUUGUUCCGGAUGCCGUUUCUGGUGAGGAACGCUAACGAACGGAUCCAGGACCCGAACAAGCAAAACACACUCCGCAUAGACGAUGCUUACACCCUCUGGUUUCCAUUCGGACUGCUUGGAUUUCAUCAUUUCUACUUGAGGAACUAUGCACUUGGAACUCUUUACCUGUUUUCGUUCGGUCUGUUUGGGAUCGGCUGGCUUCUUGAUCUAUUUUUAAUCCCAAAAUAUGUCAAAAAUGCCAACUCAGGAACACGUGAUCCGGGAAAAAGGUCAACGAGUAUGGGCAUGCUUUUCGCCAUUUCUCCUUUCGGAAUCUUAGGGGGUCAACACUUCUACCUGAACCGCUAUCUCUUCGGAUUCUGCUACUUCUUCACCUUUGGACUUGUUGGAGUCGGCUAUAUUGUUGACUGGUUCCGAAUGCCAAUUCUCGUGAAGCGAUACAACGAGAACCGGAAGUCAACGAUUAUUCGAGAAACUCGAUAUGUUGACGAUGCAUAUCUCCUAUGGUUUCCAUGCGGUUUCCUCGGAUUUCAUCACUUCUAUCUUAACCGUCCAGGCUGGGGAUUCCUCUAUCUGUUUACUUUCGGACUUCUCGGCGUUGGUUGGCUCAUAGACAUGUGCAGAAUCCCGAGUUUGGUAAAGGACUUCAACAGGGCCAGUGAGGAGUGUCAACGUAUCAGGGCAGCCCAAGGACCUCUAGGGCCGCAAAUUGUUGCCGGAAAUGGCCCACAGGGCUCGUACAUACAGACGACCGUGGGACCAACGACGGUGAGACUAAAUCUUGAGAACCCCACAGCACCGCCCUCUGGUGGAUCAAUUAUGUCCCCUGGAUACUACGCCUCAGGAGGUUACCAGGGUGCGCCACCAUAUCUCGCACAGCAGGGAUACCCACCACAACAGGGGUACCCACCACAGCAGGGAUACCCACCGCAACAGGGGUAUCCCCCGCAACAAGGGUAUCCCCAACAACAGGGCUAUCCCCAGCAACAAGGAUUCCCUCAGCAACCGGGAUAUUCUCAACAACAGCAGUCAGCAAUGCCUACAAAUUUCGGCGGUUCCGCAGAAAGUCCUCCCCCGUACACAGAGGCUAACGACGGAGCCGCGCCAUUGCCGAGAAAGGACUGAAGGAUUUGACCAGUGGCUAUCUUGACCGUUAAGAUCCUUAACAAGAACAAAUGGUUACAUUUCCCUUGUGUACUGGCCGGACUUGUUUUUUCCUCCCUAAUAAGAGCAACAAUCAAGGAGAUACGUUCUCAAUCAUGACGAGAGUCCUCAAUCUUGUUUCUUUAGUAACACCCGUUCCAGAUCAUUUUCAAUAAUACAUGAGUUGUGUAGGUCGUUUGUAUUUGCCUCAUAUACAAUUUUUAGACCAUGGUCGGAGCAAUGCAUAAUUUAUAACUCAGGAUGUGAAUAUUCAUGAACUGCUGGUCGCAUCUGUCGUCAUUUCCGGUGUUAAUAUAAACAUGUAUCAGCGCAUGCGCGGUAUUCAACAUCAAAGUCAAUAGCUAAUUCACAGCAUGCAUAUCUAGUAUUUCUAUAAAUCUUUUACUAUAUAUUUUUCCAUUCAAAUUAAUUAUUAGUAAAGCUGCGUCUAAGAUUUUUUUUAAUGGAUCAUGAUAGUUCAUAUUUUGUAUGCACUAAAACUGCGAUAUAAUGUCAAGAUUGGUCGAGCUAAGUUUUGGCUUUAUAAAGCGGGUUGAUGAUAUAUAUGGAAACGAAGGAAAUGAUAAUUAAAAUGAAAAAUGGAUCCCGGAAUAUUGGCGAAAAACAAAGAAGUGAAACGAGGGACAUUAUGUCCAUUUUUUCAGUACCGUUGACGAAAUUCGGUGUUUAAUUUAUACCCUAAAUGCAUAACUUGGAAUAGAACGUAUCUGUGUGUAGUGAUCAUAUGUAGAGCAUAAGGCAAUAGUAAUAUUUAGCUCGUCGGUACCAUGGCGAAUUGUCAAUUACAUGUUUCUCUACAUUAGCUAUUUACUGAAGUUAUAGACAUGUCCAGUUUUAAAAUUGAUAUUGACCAGAGGUGACCUUUACCCCUUGUUGACCGGAAGUGAACUUGAACUUGUGUGUAAGUAGCUAGCGGUGUAUUGAUACAUUGAUAAAUGAUAAGUAGUGUGUUUUUAAAUAAUGUGAUAUUAUUGUGACAUAUUUUGUUAUUAUUUACUAGAUGAGUUUUAUGAUGUUUACGUAAUGUAAAUAAAAUAAAUAUAUCUUUAUUGAAA
Molecule: messenger RNA, 2591 nt
Organism: Mizuhopecten yessoensis (Yesso scallop)
Lineage: Eukaryota; Metazoa; Mollusca; Bivalvia; Pectinida; Pectinidae
Exons: 5
Coding region: 127-1497 (456 amino acids)
Source: RefSeq, a predicted model, not a curated record